Molecule: messenger RNA, 1317 nt
Organism: Dichomitus squalens LYAD-421 SS1
Lineage: Eukaryota; Fungi; Basidiomycota; Agaricomycetes; Polyporales; Polyporaceae
Product: kinase
Exons: 6
Coding region: 1-1317 (438 amino acids)
Biological process (GO): regulation of fungal-type cell wall organization; protein phosphorylation; cell integrity MAPK cascade
Molecular function (GO): MAP kinase kinase activity; ATP binding
Source: RefSeq, a predicted model, not a curated record
AUGCAGUCGCUUCAUCCCAGCCCCGCCAGGCCGAUCGGGCCUCGUUCACUCCACCGUCCGGCCUCUCCUCACCCGUUUCCUGAGGUCACCCCUCUCAACAUCCGCCCCAAGGCGGUUAGGGAACAGUCCACGGGAUCUAGUCUUCUCUCGCCUCCUUCGAAUGGCUCACCCAUCAUGCCAGGUUCUUCUCCUCGGCGAAAAAUUGCGUUCCCCAAGCUCAACUUUGAAGGCAUCAGCCUUGGAGCUGGUCCCGCUUUUCAAGGGAUUGGUGGCCCCCAGCCCCAUAACUCGCCGCAGCAAGCCUUCCAUUCACACCCGACUGGCGACAGCGAGCCCACGAUCCGCCCUCCGGACCACACGAUCUCGCCUCAGAACCCGCCCCCGCAGGCGUUGUCGAUGGACGACCUCCGGCAGACAGUCGAGGAAUUUGACCAGUGGUCCGACGAUACACUCGAGGAGCUGGCCCGACUGGGCGAGGGCGCGGGCGGCGCGGUGUACAAGGUGCGCGACCGCCGGACGAACGUGGUGAUGGCGCGCAAAGCGAUCACGACGCUCGAGGCCCCAAUGAAACAGCUGCUGCGUGAGAUCAGGAUCACGUCGAGCACCGAGCACGCCAACAUUGUGCACUUCUACGGCGCGUACAUCAGCCCGAGCAGCAGCGAGGUCAAGGUGCUGAUGGAGUACUGCGAGGGCGGCUCGCUCGAGUCCGUCGGGAAGCGCAUGCGCGAGAUCGGCGGCAGGGUCGGCGAGAAGGUCGCUGGGCGGCUUGCAGAAGGGAUCCUUCAAGGACUCGCGUAUCUGCACUCGCGGAAGACCAUCCACAGAGAUAUCAAGCCACCCAACAUCCUCUUGACGCGCGAGGGAGUUGUCAAGCUCGCAGACUUCGGUGUUUCCGGCGAGUUGAUUAACUCUGUCGCGGGGACGUUCACUGGAACUAGUCUCUACAUGGCUCCGGAACGCCUGUCCGGCAACGAUUACACCAUUCGAUCAGACGUCUGGUCGACUGGCAUUACCCUCCUCGAGCUCGUCACAAACCGGUUCCCGUUCCCUACAGAUCUCGCGGCGAUCGAGCUCAUGAUGUACAUUAUCCAGAACGAGCCACCUGAGCUUGAAGAUGAGGAAGGCAUCGUGUACAGCGCCGAGAUGAAGGACUUCAUCAAGAAGACGCUUACUCGAGACCCUAAUGUCCGCCCCUCACCAAAGGAGAUGCUGGAACAUCCUUGGAUCGUCAGCGUCAUGCAGCACAAACUUGAUAUGGCUUAUUGGAUGCGCAAGGUCUGGGGCUGGCCAAGGGACCGGAAAAAGGGCGAUGGGUGA